Messenger RNA from Ceraceosorus guamensis, 2993 nucleotides. RefSeq lists its product as hypothetical. The coding region runs from base 384 to 2759 and encodes 791 amino acids. NCBI's taxonomy places the organism in Eukaryota, Fungi, Basidiomycota, Exobasidiomycetes, Ceraceosorales, Ceraceosoraceae. Gene Ontology annotation, molecular function: methionine-tRNA ligase activity; ATP binding. Gene Ontology annotation, cellular component: aminoacyl-tRNA synthetase multienzyme complex; cytosol. The record is from RefSeq and is a predicted model, not a curated record. Gene Ontology annotation, biological process: methionyl-tRNA aminoacylation. The transcript is spliced from 4 exons.
UUGUAAUCAAGAAUUGCUGCUCGUGCUCGCGACCCGUGAUGGCUGCUGCUUCGACAUGGAGAGACCAAGCAAGCCAUCUGCAAAAUCGAGUCGUGUGAGGCGAUCCCCGAUCGCUUCUUGGCCUUCCAUCAAUCUCUUCCCCUCACCUUUAGGCAGCGGGAACACCGACACUCCAUCACCCUUUCGCUAGGCUGGCACGUCUCAAACACCUUUCAGCCUCGAACGAUUUGAAAUUCACGAAUUUCAUCGCAGCCUGGCAAGUUUUGUAAUACCUCGGCCACCAGGGCGAUCCAGUCAACUCAAUUGGAGCUGCUAUCCGCUCGCGGAGACCUGCUUCACACCAGGACAUUUGGAUCCGCACAGCAGCACGAUACGCCGCAAGCAUGGCCUCACCCUUCCCAUCUGCGGCGGAUCCGGAGCAAGCGUCCAAGAGGCGCAUUGUCCACAAGGAUGGGCUCCUCUUCAAAACGCAGAGACCGCCCAUCGGCGACGCCUCGAGCGCAGCCGUCUCUUCUAGCGGGAACGUGAUGCCAGAGAUUUUGCCGCGGGAAGGCGAGCCCAACGUGUUGGUCACCUCGGCCUUGCCGUACGUCAACAAUGUGCCUCACUUGGGCAACAUCAUCGGUAGCACCUUGUCAGCCGACGUGUAUGCGCGUUACUCUCGCUCAAGAGGCAGAAACACGCUGUACAUCUGCGGCACGGACGAGUACGGCACGGCUACAGAGACGAAAGCUUUGGAAGAGAAGGUCAGUCCUCAAGCAUUGUGCGACAAAUAUCACGCUCUUCAUAGGCAGGUCUACAACUGGUUCGGCAUCGGCUUUGACCACUUUGGCAGGACGACUACGCCGAAGCAGACCACGAUCGCGCAGGACAUCUUCCUCAAGCUUCAUAAGAAUGGUUAUCUUGAGAAGAGGAGCAUGACACAGCUGUACUGUGAAAAAGAUCAGAGAUUCUUGGCAGAUCGAUAUGUCGAAGGAACGUGCCCAAAGUGUGGCUAUGAUGACGCGCGAGGAGACCAAUGCGAUGGAUGUGGACAAUUGCUUGACGCAGUAGAGCUCAUCAAGCCGCACUGCAAGCUGUGCUCCUCGGCCCCCAUUCAAAAAGAGUCUUCCCACCUCUUUUUAAAGAUUGACGACCUACAGCCAGCGACCGAAAAGUGGGCGAGGGAAGCAGCAGAGGUGGGGGCUUGGUCCGCGAAUGGCAGGCACAUCACCGAGAGCUGGUUCAAGGAAGGUCUGCGGCCUUUUAGCUUGACCAGAGAUCUGAAGUGGGGUGUGCCUGUGCCUGUGGAGGGAAUGGAAGGAAAGGUGCUCUACGUGUGGUUCGAUGCCCCGAUCGGCUAUCCUAGCAUCACGGCAAAUUACACGGAGCACUGGGAGCAGUGGUGGAGGAAUCCGGAGCAGGUCAAGCUGUACCAAUUUAUGGGCAAGGAUAACACUCGGUUCCACACCGUCAUCUUUCCUUCUUGUUUAUUGGGUACCCAAGAGCCAUGGACGAUGCUUCAUCACGUCAGCACCACCGAGUACCUCAACUACGAAGGCGGCAAAUUCAGCAAGUCCCGCAACAUUGGAGUGUUUGGGGACAAGGCGGGCGAGAUUGGAGUGCCCAACAGCGUCUGGCGCUACUACCUGCUGUCAAAUCGGCCAGAGGGUGGUGACACGCAAUUCAGCUGGCAUGAGUUCGUGCUGCGCAAUAACUCCGAAUUGCUCGCCAACAUUGGAAACUUUGUGAACAGAGUAUUGACCUUCUUGAGCAAGAAGUAUGAUGGCAUCCUUCCCGAAGUGCCGGAAGGUCUCGGACUUAGAGCUGGGCCUGAACACCUAGAACAGGCCCCUCCCGCCUCGACGUCUGAAAGCGCACAAGAGGCUGGUCUGCUGUUCCCGCGCAUCGCGCGUGAUGUCAACGAUCUCCUGGCACAGUACACGCAAGCGAUGGAUGCGGUCAAAUUGAGGCAAGGCUUGCACGUCAUGAUGGCCCUCUCUUCGCGCGGAAACCAAUUCUUGGUCGAGGCUGGUCUGGACAACAGUCUGUACGCCAACAAGAAGGCCGAAUGCGAUGCGACCAUGCUGGUAGCUGUGAACUUCAUCUGGACCCUGAGCAGCUUGAUCCAUCCUUUCAUGCCCGACACUGCAGAUCAGAUCUGCACGCAGCUCAACGCUCCUCCUAGGCUCGUGCCUGUGGAAGACGUGACGGGCGCAGAGGUUCUUAGUCCUACAGCUGCAGACUUCUCCGAGGCUCGUGCAUCAGGCGACAAAUCUGCUGGAUCAAAAGCCCCAAGAUCCUUCUUCGCAUUGGACUUGCUACCGGGACAUCAGAUUGGAAAGCCGGCGCAUCUCUUUAGACGCAUAGAUGAGAAGAAGGAAGAAGAGUGGCGAGUGCAGUUUGGUGGAGCGACAGCCAAGAACGCUGCGGAGGGUGCCAGCGAAGGUGGUCCUCAGAUCAGCAAGAAGCAAGCGGCCAAAGCUGCCAAAGCUGCCAAGAAAGCUGCCAACCCGACCGCUGAGCGCAAGCUAAAGAAUCCUACCAAGGAGUGGGAAGAAUUGGAUCAGAAGGUGAAGGCGCAGGGCGAGGUGGUUAGGAAGGCCAAGGAGGCGGCAAAGAGCGCCGAUGCGUCAACGACCCAAGCGAAUGUGGACGGCGAGGUCAGCAACUUGUUGAGGCUGAGAAACGAGCUGAAUCUGCUCACGGACAAGUUGGCUGCGCUCGAGGUCGCAUCGGAAGCUGCGAGCUUGGUAGAGCAGGUGGUCAAGUCUACCUGAUCUUCGAGCGGCCAGCCUGCAUGCUUUAUCUGCAUAUACUCCCUUGACGUGGUCGCACGCAUGGAAAGCAGCAGCAGCAGCAGCAGCAGUGGUGCCACUUGCUGAAUGACAUUUCACUGUUGCGCAAGCAAAAGAGAUCUCAUGGCGAUUCGAGUUGAUCAUGAGAGAUUUCAUCGAUGAUUCGUGGGGCAGUCUAUUACAAUAGGUUAGGUAAGAAGCAAGACAUGUGGAUAG